This is a messenger RNA of Caenorhabditis remanei, 2406 nucleotides long. RefSeq lists its product as uncharacterized. The transcript is spliced from 17 exons. The record is from RefSeq and is a predicted model, not a curated record. Gene Ontology annotation, molecular function: protein binding. NCBI's taxonomy places the organism in Eukaryota, Metazoa, Nematoda, Chromadorea, Rhabditida, Rhabditidae. Gene Ontology annotation, biological process: cell-cell adhesion. The coding region runs from base 1 to 2406 and encodes 801 amino acids.
AUGUCUUCCCGCUAUUCGGCUAAGUUUUUCCGACGACAAACUGAGGAUGGAGAGAUGAAAACAUAUUGGGGUAAAGCCGGAGCACCAAUCACCAUUCCUUGCUCUAUAAAUUUGUUUAACGAAGAAAACUUCUCAUUGGAUUGGAGAAAGGAUGGACAACUGAUUCUGAGUGCUUUUGGUCAAGAACAAGGUCAUGUGACACCAACGCUACAAGGAAGACUAGCUCGAGACGGGUUUCUUGGAAUAACAAUACAUUCUGUCACAAAUGCAGACGCGGGAAUAUAUCAAUGUAUUGUCACAAAAUUCUCAAAACAGCCAACUAAACCUGAGAAAGGGCUUUCCGCAAAGCUAGUGGUCAAUGUCCCACCCGUCAUAAACCUCCCCAUCAACAAUGAAGUUAUCCACAAAACAGUAGGAUCAGAUUUAGCCAUUGAGUGCAAAGCAGACGGUGCGCCUUCGCCAGAAAUAACAUGGUCCAGAAAUGAUCAGAUCAUCAGUACAUCUCCUGUUUUAACAUUGAGUAAUUUAUCUGAAAGUGAUGGAGGCUACUAUACUUGUCUUGCGGUGAACAUUGAAGGGAACAACACAUCUUCGAUAGAUCUCCGAUUCACCAAAGCCACAAGUCUAGACUUGGUUCCGCUGAACAAGACAGUCAUCGAAGGGUCUAAUGUAUUUUGGCAUUGUCAUGCCAAUUCUCAAUCAGCUUCCAUCUCAUAUUCCUGGUUUUUUGAGAAGAAACCCAUCAAAACUACUCCUCUUGGUCUACGAUCGAAUAUUCGGUCAGGCGAUCUAUCUCUCCAAGACGUUCGAAAAAGUGAUAGUGGUUGGUAUACCUGCGAAGCAAAGAAUACCGUAGGAGAAACGACAAGUUCAACUGCCUACCUACAAGUUUUUUUCGCUCCUGAACCAUCUGAAACACAUCAACCAGUAAAAACCGUUGCAUCCGGGAGAAAUACAACAGUGUCAUGUGAUAUUACUGCAAACCCGACACCAAGUAGCUAUACAUGGUCCAAAAAUGGGCAUUACCUUCCUACUCAGUCUCAGGAUCACAUCUCAAUAGUACAUGCGAAACCAGGUGACGGAGGAAUUUAUGGAUGUCAAGCGGAUAACAUUGCUGGAAAAGGGUCUAUUGUGGAAACUCACUUGAUUGUUGCCGAACCACCCGUGUUCACUGUCUUGCCACCAUCAGAAAUCAAAGUGAGACUUGGAGAUGAAGUGACAAUACCCUGUCAAGGAUUUGGAGACCCAAUGCCAAUUGUUUAUUGGAUCAGGGACAAGAGACGAAUCAACCAGUCGACAUUGAACUUUAAGAAAGUGGAACAUUUGGAUCAUGGAGUCUACGAAUGUAUCAUUGCAAAUUCUGUUGAAACAAUUUCAACAAGAGUAAUGUUACUUGUUGAGAUAUCGAAACCACAAAUGGCGAGCUCUAUAAAAUUCACUUGCAUCAAUAGUAGUUCGAUGAGAAUUACUUGGGCUCCAGGUUAUAAUGGAGGGUUCGAUCAAACUUUUGCUGUGCACGCCCAGAAUGAAAUAACUUCUCAGUGGACAUCAAUCAAGACUUCAAGGAAUGAAACCAUUCUAGACCAUUUAGAACCGUUUGUUUCUUACCGUGUCAGUAUUGAAAGUGUGAAUGCAAGAGGAUCCACAAACUCAACUACAUAUAAUAGAAGAAGUUGUACUAGUCUUCACGCUCCAGACAAACUAUACUUCUGUGGAUACAACGAACUUUGUUGGACAGCUGCAGAAGGUGCAUCUUCAUAUCGAAUCGAGAGUAGAACAGAACCAAGCAAAAACUUUCAGCCAUUGGCAGAGGUUAUUGAAACAUAUUACCGGCUUGGUAAGGACGUCGAUGAAACCAAACAAACUAUUUUCCGGGUGAGGAGUACGCGACCGGCGUAUCCUCCAAGUGAACCAAGCAACGCUUUGAAAUAUGGUUUGACAGAUAACGUGGACCUCCCCAUUUUCAUGUUAGCAGCAGUUUUCGGACUCAUUUUCUGUUUUGCUUGUGGAUUGUUUGCUUGGAGAUGUUUCAACAAAAAGAACAAGAAAGCGAAACGUCGGAAGAGCAGAAGCACGUCAACACCAUCAAAGACUUACCAAGAUUAUGGAAGGUUCACAUAUGGCGACGCCAGUAGCUCCAGUCAACCAGGCACGGAAACGUAUUAUGAACCUUCAUUGAGAUUAUUGGAUGAACAUGAAUGGAGAGGACCACGUGACUUGGAGCCGGUAGCAGUCAGAUACCCACCGUCUCUGGCAGAACUCGAUUAUGACAUUGGAGAAGAGAAUCCAAUUGAUGAUAUGUUCAGAGAUCGUUACAUUCUUGGAGUCCAGGAUCCGCCAGCUCAACUCUAUCAAGAUUUGAGAUUAGAAAGACUCCGUCGAGAGUACAAGCAGUCUCAAAUCUAA